CAUGGCAGCUGUCGACAUCCCAAAGUCGUUCGGAGCGCUGCUCAUAGGAGGUCUUUAUGCGUCCUGACUCUCCGGUCUCGUCGCCGUCCAAGUUGUCGUCUACCUCAAGAUCUUCCCCAGCGACCCGCCGCGAGUGAAGGCUCUGGUCCUCGUCGUAUGGCUCCUUGACGCAUGCCACACGGGUUUUAUCUGGUCGGCGCUCUGGAGUUACCUGGUAGACAACUACGCAGAUGUUGAGGGUAUAGACAUCAUCCAUUGGAACAUCGCGUUGACGAUCGUCGCCACCGCCAUUCUCACUUUCUUUGUCCAUCGAUUCUUCGCCCACCGCAUCUUCAUGGUGAGUAGGAGGAAUUAUUGGCUGACGGCGUCAAUGGUGGCGUUGGCGAUUCUUCGACUUGUGUCGGCCUCAGUAACCACCGGCGAGAGGUUGCGCCUUGGAACGUUCUCGCAAUUCAAACACGAAAUACGGUGGGUAUUCACUACAGGCCUUGCGCUCUCGACAUCCGUCGACAUCCUCAUCACAGCGUCCUUAUUCGCCCUUCUCCAUACGAGUCGUACUGGGGCUGCAAGUUUGAACGCAGUUAUCGACUCGUUGAUUUGGUACGCGUUUGAGACGGGGGCUUUGACUUGCGCAGGAACUGUAGUCUCGAUGAUCUGGUGGCUGGCGAUGCCGAACAACCUGAUCUUUAUGGGCCUCCACUUCGUUAUCGGAAAAGUCUACGCUAAUUCGCUGCUCGUUAGGCUGAAUACUCGGGAACGAAUCCGACGUGCUCGCUCUCAAGGCUCCGGAGAGUACGCCGCUCCAGUGCAUAUCCUCGAAAGUCGUCGCCGGCAGACGAGUAGCUCAUACCAGCUCGCUAUUGAGUAUUCGCCGGAGGACUCGAAAAAACACACUAAGAGUCAAAUUGAGGUUAACGUCGAAAGGAGUGUUCAGUAUGAUUA
Messenger RNA from Cyclocybe aegerita, 942 nucleotides. NCBI's taxonomy places the organism in Eukaryota, Fungi, Basidiomycota, Agaricomycetes, Agaricales, Hemipholiotaceae. The record is from the annotation of a GenBank genome assembly.